Phytophthora nicotianae INRA-310 is the source of this 735-nucleotide messenger RNA. RefSeq lists its product as hypothetical. Gene Ontology annotation, cellular component: RNA polymerase II, core complex. Gene Ontology annotation, biological process: maintenance of transcriptional fidelity during transcription elongation by RNA polymerase II; DNA-templated transcription; transcription-coupled nucleotide-excision repair. The transcript is spliced from 2 exons. Gene Ontology annotation, molecular function: DNA-directed RNA polymerase activity. The record is from RefSeq and is a predicted model, not a curated record. Bases 242 to 589 code for a protein of 115 amino acids. Lineage: Eukaryota; Oomycota; Peronosporomycetes; Peronosporales; Peronosporaceae.
ACGCUCAUUUGUCGUCAUGGCUACCGCUGGAAUGCGCUUUUGCCGCGAGUGGUAAGUCUCCCUGCGGCCUUCGCCCUAGCCUCUCGGUCUUGUAAUGCGAUGACAAUCGUCACCUCGUCGGUCCACACUCGUACCAGCUCCCUGUAUGGACUUGAGAGUCGGCUCGUCGAGUAUUGCCUUGUUCCAAUAAUACUUUGCUGACUCUCGUGCUCGCUGUACCGUGUUACCCCACAGCAACAACAUGUUGUACCCGAGUCAAGACCGUGAGAUUCGCCGCCUGGUGUUCCGUUGCCGCAACUGCGGGCAGUCCGAGGAUGUGGAGGAGAACUGUAUUUAUGUCAACGAGCUAGUCAAGGACACGCGUGUGCAGCUGGACGUGCUGCCUGGAGACGUGAUCGAUGACCCGACCCUGCAACGCGACUACGAUGUGGCAUGCCCCAACUGUGGGCACAAUGGUGCCGUAUUCAUUCGCUCGCAGGAUGGCGUCAAGCAGUCGACGCUUGCUCUUAUUUGGGUGUGUCUGAACCGCGAUUGCCAAGUGGACGAGGAGGGGAACCGCUUGCCGUCGUAUUGCUGGAUGGGAAGCUGAGCGGUGACCUUACAAACUAUACGUCACGUUUGUAGCAAUUCCAGACGUUCAAUUUCGACGCACUGAGCUGUUCGUCCACAGAGCCGAGCAGGAUGUUACAAUACAAGACGUGAAUGACAAAAAAAAUUGUUUGUGUUAUUAGUGGC